AUGGCUUCCAUGUCGUCCAAGUGCAUUUCCACUGGUGCUAUCAUUGAUUGCAGCCAUCCGAGCAAGCGCUCGGCUUGUCAAAACAUCCAUCGGGAGACCGAUGCCGCGAAUGGCAUUGCGUUGCCGUUCAUCAUGUUUCGUCAGCUCCCAGCCAAGCCGGCUGAGGCUGUUGUCAAUGUCCAAUCUGUCUUCGCUUCCACCGCUCCUCCCCCGUCCUCCGAGCCGACCAAGUUCGUUCCAAGCCCUGAGGCCCUCGAGUUUCUUUCCGCCUUAUUCUUCAGGUCCUACGUUGCACCACAAUUCAAGGUUCCAUUUGGUGUCUACGACCCAGUUGAUGCACCCUGUUCUACCUAUAUCGAGCCCGAGGAGCAACUGUCUCUCCUCGCUCGCAAGCUACAAAGCUUUGACAUUACCGCGGUCCAGAUUGAGUGGACUGCCAUCCAAGCCGAGAAUCCAAAUCUUGGCGCCGCGUCAUCCAAGAAGAAGCCCGACAGCUUUGAUAAGCUGUCUGCUCAGCUGACAAAGGGCAGUCUCGAGUCCCUCAGAAAGGAACUGGCAAAGCCCAACGAAGCACUUACAACUCGAGUGACGAAAAGAGUGGUCUCUAAGCGCUCUCGUCCCCUAGUCCAGCUUUCACCUCUUAACAUUUCUUCAUUGACUCCAAUUCAUGAUGAUAGUGCUACAACAUCUCACGCGUCAGAUUCAUCCAGUGUGUUUAGUGAUUCUGACAAUGAAGACUCUCGCUCUGGAACUACAUACUGCUCCUCCGAUAAACAGCUUCCCAAACAUUCAUCCCUCGAAUCUCAGUCUGUUGAUGUAUCUUCUAUAGCGGACACAAAUGUUCGUGAUCCUAGGUGCAAGAAUGAAAUUGUGAAAGCUCAUGAAGAUAAUGACUCCCUAAAAGAAGAUCCGUGUGGACAUCUUAUGUGUGAUGAUACCUCUACUUGGAAGGCCUCUCUCGGGGAGGCUCUUCUGGCUCAAGAUAUUAAACUUGAUCUGAAUGUCAUACCGGAAAGGAAUGACAAUAGUAUCUCUUCCAACCCCGUGAUUGACGAGGUUGUUCAAUGUGCUCCACUCGACUACGACGUGAUUGCCGUAUUUAACACCCCUGGCCUACAUAAUAACGGCGUGACUAAGGUGACAGAUAAUAAUUUGAUGGAGAAUGAAGAAACGCCAGAGACAACGGUACCAUACAGCGAGUUCUUAUCAGAGGGAGAAUUAUCGUUAUCAGCAGAUAUUACGCAGGACGACGUCAUGAUUAAUGAAGAGAGGUUGAUUCUUUCUCCGCCUCAGAUGGCUCUUGAUCGUCUCCCACAGUCUGAAGCCACGGAUAUUAGUCUCCCGAAAGCAUGUAAAAUCGUUCACGGUGAAACUUAUCUGGUUGGGACAAUCUUGAAAUCAGCAAACGACCAUUCCUAUCCAGAGCUUGAAUUUGCCCAAACUACUCCUAUCUUCGUUCUUGGCGAGCCGUCUGCUCCUAUUUGUAAACUGUUUCCUGACUCCAUUCCUGUCAGAUGUGAGCCUCCCACGCCGGCGGUUGACACUGCGUCGGAAUACGAGGGCCCUGAUAGAUGUAACGGUGUAGAAGGCCUUGAGGGGUAUGUCUGUGCGGGUGACAGUGACAGCAGCGAUCAGUCUUCGUUGCAUUCUCCUGUCACGGCUACUGGGCAUGAACCUGAUGCUCCAAAGGUGAUCGUAAUCUCUCUUGGAGAUGAGGAUACCUCCACAGAGGUACCACUCGUCAAUACUAGCUCGCAGUUGGGAGAUAUUGAUGCCGAAUUUGAAGCUCGGGGAUGGACACUUGGCGGUAGCUGGCAAGACGAUGAUGAGCUUGAGGAACCUGUUCCGUCUAGGUUACAGGUGGUCAAGCAAGCUGUUCCUCCCGCUUAUGGGAAAUCUCGGUUUGGAAAUCUUUGCAAGAACCUUAACAUGACUUGUGUUGGUGAUGGGUUCUAUCGUUGGAGUCCUGGUAACUAG
This is a messenger RNA of Morchella importuna, 1977 nucleotides long. RefSeq lists its product as uncharacterized. The transcript is spliced from 10 exons. Bases 1 to 1977 code for a protein of 658 amino acids. Lineage: Eukaryota; Fungi; Ascomycota; Pezizomycetes; Pezizales; Morchellaceae. The record is from RefSeq and is a predicted model, not a curated record.